AAGUUAAGAUGUUAGCGUCAAUUCCGUCAAUCAGUCUGUUGGGAAGUGUCGUGCUAGUGAGUCAAAUUAUAAUGAGUUCAGGUACAGGUCAAAAUGGCUGGGGUAAUACCGGCGCCAGUUCCUGGUCAUCGUCAAGUUCAAGUGGCCUGCCAGGCCAACCUCCACAAAAUGAUUUUAGCUACAGUUAUGGUGGUGUAGAUGCCAAUGGGGUACCUUAUGGUGGUUAUGGCGGUAAUGGUGGCUUCCACAUCAAUGUAAAUGAUGCGCAGGGUCGCAGCCACACCUAUAGUGGUGGUAAUCCCACAGGUUUCCCAGGAGCUCCCGGCUUUACAGGCGUACCACCUGGUGCUCCACAACCUGGGCAGCCAGGUUAUCCGGGGCCUUUUAGUUAUUCAACCACGAAUACCCAAUAUGGUAUGGGACCAGAUGGACGGCCAUAUGCAAACUCUUCCUCAUCAUCCUCAGCUUGGUCUUCUGCAUCGGCCUGGAGUACUUUCUAUGUUAUUGCCUUGUUUUCUUUGUAUGCUAUGAUGAAGUUUUAA
Molecule: messenger RNA, 542 nt
Organism: Musca vetustissima
Lineage: Eukaryota; Metazoa; Arthropoda; Insecta; Diptera; Muscidae
Product: collagen alpha-1(X) chain-like
Exons: 2
Coding region: 9-542 (177 amino acids)
Source: RefSeq, a predicted model, not a curated record